AAGAAGAAGAAGUAGUAUAAUUCUCGAGGCCAGAACAUCCGGUGCCAGCGCGCGGAAUGCGGCAGGGGUGUCGAACCCAUGAGACCCAUCCCAUCAGAACCGUAACGUAAAUUAGCCCGACUCUGCUGCAUCGAAGACGUCGCCGGUUCAAAGAAGGGACCAUGCUCUAUUUGUUUGCAAUCCUGAAGGUGUGUUUCCACGCCACAGUGUUGCUCACACUAGCAGCACCUUUUUUUCUCGUGUGGAGUUUCUGGCGAAUCUCGUCUGGGCUCUUAGCACUGCCGCAGCACUUGUAUCAAAUUGGCGACGAUAUCCUCUUUCAUUUCUAUCUGCGCGUGAUUCUCGUUGCGGUAGAAGACCUUGUCGGAUUAAAGGUUUACUUUUACGGCGACAUCAGUCGCGUUGUGAAGAAACGAGAGCGUGCGGUGUACCUGGUAAACUACCAAUCGACUUUCGAUUGGAUAGGAGUAAAUUUACUAGCCGAAAGGGCUGGAAGUCUGGGAAAUCUGCGGUACAUAAUCAAGCAGUCCCUCCAAUCAGUGCCUCUCUACGGCUUCUAUUUUUAUCAGCAUGGUUGCAUCUACGUCAAUAAUGAACAGAUCAACAAAUCAAAAAUGAAGAGGGCGUUGGCUUAUCUGGCAGAUAAGAACGUUGAGUCAAGCGUCGUGCUGUUUCCAGAAGGAAUUCGAUUUGACCCGAACAACAAUUUCGCGAUAAAGAUGAGCGUGGAAUAUGCAAUGAGCAAAGAAUUACGACCCAUGAAACAAGUAUUGAUGCCAAGAACUCGAGGAGCGGUAACUGUAUUGCAAACUCUCAAGAAAAACAUGGAUGCUGUAUAUACUGUGACACUUAUAUAUGACGGAACGAGAACGUCAUCUGGUCAUCGAUUACCUUCGCCAUCACUGUUUGACGUCUUUGCUGGAAAAUGCAAAGACAUCCACAUCCACGUGAAAAGAACUUCGAUGAACAAUGUUCCCGAUGACGCUACUGACAUCAAGCAAUUUGUCCUCAACGAGUUCUACGAGCAAGACGCUCUGCUUGACUCUUACUACAGCAUGGAACCUGACGAAUACCCUGCUGAACUAUCAGUUGGUGCGCACAUCCCUUACAACAGUGCCUACAACACUAUUAGUGUCAUCAUCAGCGGCAUUUGCUUGAGCUCACUCCUCUUCACAAAUUACGGCUUCAAUCUGCUGUGGAAGACAUGGGUGUUUGGCUCAGUAUUUGGCUACUCGUGGCUUGGAAUGAUCUCGAUGGCCUGAAGCGGGCAAGGUCACAAGGUCACAUCACACGCCACCUGGUGGUAGUAGUUUUAAAACCUCGUGGGUUUCGAUGGCCGCUGGCAAACCAGGAGUUGGCAAUGCAUCCUUUAUUAACAUGAAUAUAGCAAUGAGUCAACUCAGGGA
This is a messenger RNA of Ornithodoros turicata, 1406 nucleotides long. Its product is annotated as 1-acyl-sn-glycerol-3-phosphate acyltransferase epsilon-like. Lineage: Eukaryota; Metazoa; Arthropoda; Arachnida; Ixodida; Argasidae. The coding region runs from base 162 to 1262 and encodes 366 amino acids. The transcript is spliced from 9 exons. Gene Ontology annotation, cellular component: mitochondrion; endomembrane system. The record is from RefSeq and is a predicted model, not a curated record. Gene Ontology annotation, molecular function: acyltransferase activity.